AUGGGGUGGUGGUCUGCCUUGAAAUGGAGGGAUAAUCAUAUUUUUCUACCUCUUGAUGAGUUUGUUGAUGACCCUGUUAAGACUAUCUCAAUGGCUGUGAAAGAUGAGUCAAGGCUUCUCAUGAGGCUUUUACUCAGUUGGGAGCCUCCUGGUUUAGGUAUGUUUAAAUUGAAUCUGGAUGGUUCUAGGAGAGCAGCCUCAGGUUGUAUUCGUGCUGGCGGAGUGAUCCGUGGGGCUAAUGGCAAUUGGAUCUGUGGUUUUGCUGUGAAUUUAGGCAAGGGGCAGAUCCUUGAGGCUGAGCUUUAG
Prunus armeniaca (apricot) is the source of this 306-nucleotide messenger RNA. Lineage: Eukaryota; Viridiplantae; Streptophyta; Magnoliopsida; Rosales; Rosaceae. The record is from the annotation of a GenBank genome assembly.